AUGGCAGGCCCUAGCUCAUCGCGUCAGGAUCGAAUGGAAGAUGACCUACCACCAGGCACCUUUCUCUUCGAUGAGACUCAGGCUCAGCAAGUGAUCCUCCUCAGCCCGGUCCCCUCAAGCGAUCCCAACGAGCCUUUGAAUUGGAGCACAGCGCGCAAAGCAGUCAAUUUCACGCUAGCGCUAGCAGUGACAUGUCUCAUUUUCACAGCACUCUCGAUUCAACUUAUCUUCUGGCAACUGAUGGUGGUGGAUUUGAAAGUCACGUAUACCCAGCUCAAUCGAGCCAUGUCUGUCAACUACGUUGGUCUAUCCAUGGGUUGUGUCAUGUUCAUCCCCCUAGCGAAGAAAUUCGGGCGUCGACCAAUUUACCUGAUUUCCACCGCGUUCAUGCUUGUGACUUCCUUUUGGUCUGCAGAGAUCAAGACUCUCUCUGAGCUUUACAUCACAAACCUCAUCCAGGGCUUGGCUGGGGCGACGAACGAGGCUAUUGUUCAAAUUACUAUUGCGGAUCUCUUCUUCGUGCAUCACCGUGGAACAAUGAAUGCUUUGUAUAUGACGAUGAUGAUGAUUGGUAGCUUCUUGACCCCCAUGGCGGCCGGGAUGCAGGCGACACACCAAGGCUGGAGAUCGUCCUAUCGCACACUCGGGAUUUGCAAUGCCAUCAUAUUUGUGCUGUUCAUGUUCCUCUACGAGGAAACCAAGUAUAUGGUGGUGAUAGAUGGUGUGCACGAGUCACACGAACCCAUCAACGAAUCUCAGGUGAACCCCGAUGCUAGCAUCAAGGGAGAUAGCAAGUCGACCAUAGCGGAGGAAUUGAGUCCCCAAGCCCAGGGUUCCAACGCUGGACGUUCUGAGAUCGACAACAGCAUUCCAAUGAGAAGCUGGCGAGCGAGACUGGCACUCAUGACCUACACACCGGAACCUAUCUGGCCAUACUACUAUCGUCCUUUUGAGAUACUCUUCACUUUCCCUGCCGUGUUAUGCUGCGGCCUUCAAUAUGCGUGUGGUGUCAUGUGGCUCACGAUCAUGUCGAGCGUUCUUUCCCUUGUUUUCCCUCUUCCGCCUUACCUCUUCACGCCCGAACAGAUUGCUUUCAUGAGUGUUGGUCCUUUUAUCGGGAAUCUAAUCGGGUCGUUUUACGGAGGAUACCUUGGAGACCGAUCUCUUCGGUAUUUUGCCCGACGUAACAAAGGCUAUUUUGAGCCGGAGAUGCGGCUCUAUAUUCUCCACAUCCCAGUGAUUGCAUUAUGUGGUGGGACCAUCAUGUUUGGGGUGACUCUAGAUCGCGGUAUGCAUUGGAUCUACCCCAGCAUCGGUGGGGCAUUAUUCGGAUUUGGCCUGGGCAGUAUCAGCGACGCAUGCUUGACCCUGGUCAUCGACAGCCAUGUGUUGCUCACGGGAGAUGCCUUCACAGGCGUAGCCUUCAUGCGCAAUGUCUUCAGCAUUGGGAUACCGUUCGCGAUCAGUCCGUGGAUGGAGACCUGUGGACUCACCAACAUGUUCAUCGCUGUUGGAUUUAUUAGUCUCGGGGUAAAUCUGAUGCUAGUGGUGAUGAUAAUCUACGGAAAGCGGUUCCGACGGGCCAAAGCCCAUCGGUAUCGGGAACUGGCCGCCCAACAGGGCCGGGGAACUUGACCGGGCCGACAGUACGCGAGUGAUGCUGGUCGGGAAACACGCGAGGAGGCUGGUUGAGAGCGGAGAAAGUAGUGAAGAAAACCCAGCGCGCAAAGAAAAAGCAGAAAAAAACGUGCUUGAAACUCGGCUAUGG
Messenger RNA from Aspergillus homomorphus CBS 101889, 1768 nucleotides. Its product is annotated as putative MFS transporter. NCBI's taxonomy places the organism in Eukaryota, Fungi, Ascomycota, Eurotiomycetes, Eurotiales, Aspergillaceae. Gene Ontology annotation, biological process: transmembrane transport. Gene Ontology annotation, molecular function: transmembrane transporter activity. The record is from RefSeq and is a predicted model, not a curated record. The transcript has 8 exons. The coding region runs from base 1 to 1635 and encodes 544 amino acids.